AUGGCGGCCGGCGGUGUUGAGGAUGAGGGCGGCGGUGGCGGCUGCUGUGAGGGUGAGGAAAUGGGAGUGACCCCUGUGCUCUUUGAGCAACCAGUUCACAGAAACCAGAUUGGGACGGUCUCCGAGAUGUUAACUAUAUAUGUGUCCAUGGAGAAAUACAAAGUCGCUGUUGCUGCUGAUGAAAGCUGUCGGAGUUUACUUGAUGCUCAGAAAAUAAUAAAUGGGAAUCUUGCCCAUGUUAUUAACAUCAAGCUUGCAAAGUUGGGGGUUCUUGGGGCCCUUGAAAUAAUUGAUGCUGCAAGAAAAGCCAAUGUUGCUCGCUAA
Molecule: messenger RNA, 324 nt
Organism: Miscanthus lutarioriparius
Lineage: Eukaryota; Viridiplantae; Streptophyta; Magnoliopsida; Poales; Poaceae
Source: the annotation of a GenBank genome assembly